AUGGAUUUCGACAAUGAAUUCGCCGGUAAAACGGUCAUCGUAGGAAAUAAGACAUAUGAACUGGACAAACUUUCACCUGAAGAACGCUUCCGCGUUCGACAUGAAGCCGUUCAUGAAAAACACAAAGGACAUGAAUCUAUGCACAUGGAAAUGGUACUUGUCUUACUUCUUUCGCUUGUUAUUUGCCAAUUUAUAAUCUUAUUCUGGAAAAAUUAUCAUCUCAAAUCUUUUCAAUUUUUCACAAUGAUUGCAAUGUGGUUAAUUCCAUUCGGUUUGUCGAUCAAGUUUCAUUAUUUUCGUUUUAUUGUUAUUUGGAUUUGUUUCACACUUAUCACUACUUAUGUUACUCGACGAGCGACACGACAACCAAUUGAACCAAACACGCCACGAUUAGUUUAUAAAUGGUUCCUCUUGGUUUUCAAAGUUUCUUAUGGUAUGGCGAUCGCUGGAUAUUUUCUGAUUAUGAUGACUUUUCUUGGAAUUAAUAAUCUAUUCUUAAUACCUGCUCAAGGUGCGUUAGAUUUCGGAAUUUUAAUCAUGUUCUAUGGCAUUUAUUAUGGUGUACUCGGGAGAGACAUGGCAGAAUCGUGUACGGAUCGAAUGGCGUCAAAGAUUGGAUACUACUCAGAAAGUGGCUUACCAAAACGAGCAUUAGAAUCGAAUAUGUGUGCGGUUUGUGCUAAUCCAAUAAUAGUACAAAAUAAUGAAGAAGCUCUCAUUGAACGAACAUAUAAAUUACAAUGUGGCCAUACAUUUCAUGAAUUUUGUAUUCGUGGUUGGUGUAUUGUCGGAAAGAAACAAACGUGUCCUUAUUGUAAAGAAAAAGUCGACUUAAAACGAUUAUUUCCCAAUCCUUGGGAGAAACCUCAUGUUUUGUAUGGAAAUCUUCUUGAUUGGGUACGAUAUCUAGUGGCAUGGCAACCAUUGAUAUUAUUACUUGUGCAAGGUGUCAAUUAUGUUCUUGGCCUUGAAUAG
Molecule: messenger RNA, 975 nt
Organism: Adineta ricciae
Lineage: Eukaryota; Metazoa; Rotifera; Eurotatoria; Adinetida; Adinetidae
Source: the annotation of a GenBank genome assembly